Striga asiatica is the source of this 975-nucleotide messenger RNA. NCBI's taxonomy places the organism in Eukaryota, Viridiplantae, Streptophyta, Magnoliopsida, Lamiales, Orobanchaceae. The record is from the annotation of a GenBank genome assembly.
UUGAAAUUUACUCGGAUAAAUAAAGUAAACACACACUCAUGGGCCCAACUCAGGACCUCGUUACAGAGCAUCUAUAGAACCGAUAAACCCAUCCACUUUACUUUACAGCUGAAGAUUUUUAUUGAUCUCCAUUUCUUAAUUCCAGUUUCGUAUGUACAAAGCUCAAUUAUUGACCAAGGUACGAGAACAAACACGAACGGGAAGUUUGCUUUUGGGACCUCUCUCUCUUUAUAGCUCACUAAUGGAGGAAAAUACGAUCGGCCCUGAUGAAAUGAACAGCGUAGCCUACUUGAGCAAGAAGAGGAAAAUCCAAGCCGAACUUCUCGAAAUGCCUCUAGCAAAACACGUCUGCUGGAAUAAUCAAGCAAAAAGCAACACAUUUUCAUCAAGAGGUGAAGUGAUUUUUGAAAAGGUAAAUGUAGCUAAUAGUCCCGAUACUGCCAUGUCAUACGCAGAAUCGAGCUCUUCUACUCCAGUUGGUAAUUUGGAAGGUAACCCUUUUGAGAUCAACUCAAAUGGUCCAGUAAUUAGUUACUCUCAAAUAGAAUCUGUUCGUAAAGAUCUCCACCAACUUUAUCGUGAUUAUGGGCUGAACCUUUCUGAUAUCUACGAGGAUUAUCUGCUCGAAUUUGAGAAUCACAAUGCAUAUUAUAACUCUUCAGAGGAUCAUGAAACUGUUAAGGAUGUUGACGAAGUUCAUGAUUAUGCUGUUUCUCCCGAAAGCCAGUUGGUUAAUCAAGAUGCUCGGCAGGGAAGCAAGCCGAAAACAAUCGAUCAGGAGUUUGAAGAAUACUUUUCAAUGCUUAUGAUGUAAAACCUAACAUUUUGUGUACAACACAAGUUUGAUUAAUAAUGUUCACUCUAGUCUCGAGUGAUGUACAGUCUCCUCUUUGAUCUUGUAAUACUUAUGAGGUGAAAUUGUACUUCUGUAGUUCUGUAUCAAUUUUAUGAAAUAAAGAAGUGAAUAUUUUGAAA